Lactuca saligna is the source of this 669-nucleotide messenger RNA. Lineage: Eukaryota; Viridiplantae; Streptophyta; Magnoliopsida; Asterales; Asteraceae. The record is from the annotation of a GenBank genome assembly.
AUGGAGAAAGGCGAAUCCUCCGCCGCGCCGGAAGAGGACAAACCGCCACCGCCCCAAACCAUCACCACAACGACGACCCACCACCUGUCGGCCCCACCAGGUUUGACCGAGGAUGAGUUCAACCAGUUGAAACCUUUUGUAAUCGACUUCCACACCUACCAUCUCACCUCAUCCCAAUGUUCCUCCCUACUCGCCCAACACAUCCACGCGCCGGCCGCCGUCGUCUGGUCUGUCGUCCGUCGCUUUGACAAACCGCAGACAUACAAGCACUUCAUCAAGAGCUGCACCGUUAGUGAAGGCUUCACAAUGACGGUUGGGUGCACGCGUGAUGUCAACGUCAUAUCAGGAUUGCCGGCAGCAACCAGCACGGAGCGGUUAGACUUGUUGGAUGAUGAGAAACGCGUGAUGGGGUUUACGAUCAUCGGCGGUGAACACAGAUUGAGGAAUUAUCAUGCUGUGACAACGGUGCAUGAGAUAAUUAGCGCGGUGGAUGCACCGCCUAUCACGGUGGUCUUAGAAUCGUAUGUGGUGGAUGUGCCGGAGGGGAACACGGAGGAGGACACACGGCUUUUUGCUGACACGGUGGUGAAGUUAAAUCUGCAAAAAUUAGCGUCUGUCACCGAAGCCAUGGCGCAUGACGGCGACGCCACCAUCAAGACUCGCAGGUGA